CGCGCCGCCUCUUCCUGUUACCAGCGGAAGUAUCUAACACGUUGCUUGUGUGUGCGCGCUCUCUAUCUCAACGAAGUCGCCCUCCGUGAAGCUUCCGGGCCGAGAGGAGCCGUAUAGACCCGCGUAACAGCCAUGACUGAACCAGAAGUGAACCCUAAGGCCUAUCCACUGGCUGAUGCCCAGCUAGCAAAAACCCUUCUGGACCUUACUCAACAGGCAGCAAAUUACAAGCAGCUCCGUAAAGGCGCUAAUGAAGCCACAAAGACGCUGAACAGAGGCAUUGCAGAAUUCAUCAUUAUGGCGGCCGAUGCUGAACCCCUGGAGAUUAUCCUUCACCUUCCCCUGUUGUGUGAGGACAAGAACAUUCCCUAUGUUUUUGUACGUUCCAAGCAGGCCCUGGGCAGAGCAUGUGGGGUCUCUCGACCAGUCAUCGCCUGCUCCAUCACCAUAAAGGAGGGCUCCCAACUGAAGCCCCAGAUCCAGUCUGUACAACAGGCCAUAGAGAGGCUUCUAGUGUGAGGUGUCAGCAUAUCAGUUUAUAAUGACCAAUGGGAACUGGUUUGUGCUGACAGUGGCCAAUCUCUGUCGCCGCAAGUUCCUUCCGUUUUUUGUUUUAGUAAUGACAUUGGUCACAGUUUUUUUGCAACCAUGGGAGUUCUGUAUGUAAGGGUUAAUAGAAACUGCUACUUUAAAUUUAAAAGUGGCUGAUUAGUCAUCUGUAUAUAAAUGUCCCUGCGUUUUUAUGCAAUUAAGUUUAGUUUCUAUGAUGAUGUUUUUGGGUUUUUUCUUAAACAAAAAAGCAAAUUUGUGGUUGAGAAUAAAGUAAACUUGGGCUUUAUUUUCAGUAUGCUGUCCUGUAUUAUAUGUAAUUUUUUAAUAAAAUAUACAUGGUGUAAAA
Bombina bombina (fire-bellied toad) is the source of this 898-nucleotide messenger RNA. It is a transcript of the gene SNU13, whose product is annotated as small nuclear ribonucleoprotein 13. Gene Ontology annotation, molecular function: RNA binding. The transcript is spliced from 3 exons. NCBI's taxonomy places the organism in Eukaryota, Metazoa, Chordata, Amphibia, Anura, Bombinatoridae. The record is from RefSeq and is a predicted model, not a curated record. The coding region runs from base 133 to 519 and encodes 128 amino acids. Gene Ontology annotation, biological process: mRNA splicing, via spliceosome; maturation of SSU-rRNA; ribosome biogenesis. Gene Ontology annotation, cellular component: box C/D methylation guide snoRNP complex; U4/U6 x U5 tri-snRNP complex; precatalytic spliceosome.